Messenger RNA from Striga asiatica, 1830 nucleotides. Lineage: Eukaryota; Viridiplantae; Streptophyta; Magnoliopsida; Lamiales; Orobanchaceae. The record is from the annotation of a GenBank genome assembly.
AAAUAAGCUGUCAAGUGUCAAGCCCAAAUUUGAUAUAAUACAAAAUCCAAAUAAUACCCUAGCCCAAAUUCCAGAUUCGGACCACGCUGAGAAUUGAGAUGGAGAUACAUCUGCACCAUUCAUUGUAGUUAGCGAUUAGGAUUGUGUAGGGCCCACUGAGCUCUGGUAAAUUGCAAUCCACCUAUUCUGCGCUAUAUACAUCUCGCUCGAUCCAUAAAACCUCUUUUUAACCUCUCCGUUAUCCUCCCAAAUCUGUUCGCUCCUUAGCCAAGCAAGGGAUCUGCUGCAGCUAUGUCUGAGGAUUUGAAAUCUCCUUCGGCCGCUAAAGAUGGAGAGAAGUCUGAUGCCACCGGACGCAAAGCUCCCCCUCAGUCGUCUUCUACAGAAACCCAACCUGGACAGAGAAGAACAAACCCUGCUUCAGCUGCUGGGAUGCCAAAUCCCUUUGACUUCUCAGCUAUGUCUGGACUGCUUAAUGACCCUAGUAUCAAGGAAUUAGCCCAACAGAUAGCAAAGGAUCCUUCAUUUAAUGAAAUGGCGGAACAGCUACAGAAGACCUUUCAAGGUGCUGGUUCUGGUGCUGAAGAUGGUAUUCCCAACUUUGACACACAGCAGUAUUAUUCGACGAUGCAACAAGUCAUGCAAAAUCCACAGUUCAUGACCAUGGCCGAGAGACUGGGUAGUGCAUUGAUGCAGGAUCCUGCCAUGUCUGGCAUGCUCGAGAGUUUGGCAAACCCAACUAACAAAGAACAACUUGAAGAAAGGAUGUCUCACAUCAAAGAAGAUCCGUCUUUGAAGCCUAUUCUGGAAGAGAUUGAGAAUGGUGGUCCUGCUGCUAUGAUGAGGUACUGGAAUGAUAAGGAGGUCCUUAAGAAGUUAGGGGAAGCAAUGGGGUUUGCUGUCGGUGAAAGUGCUGCGUCUGCAGGUGAUGCUCCUGGUGAAGAUGAGACAGAUGAAGCAAAUGACGAGGAAUCUAUCGUUCAUCAUACUGCCAGUGUUGGUGAUGUGGAGGGCCUGAAGAGUGCUCUGGCUGGUGGUGCUGAUAAAGAUGAAGAGGAUUCUGAAGGAAGGACUGCAUUGCAUUUUGCAUGUGGAUAUGGCGAGGUUAAAUGUGCUCAAGUUCUUCUAGAGGCUGGGGCUAAGGUGGAUGGUUUGGAUAAGAAUAAGAACACUCCCCUCCAUUAUGCUGCCGGUUAUGGUCGAAAGGACUGUGUCGAGCUUUUGUUGAAAAGCGGUGCUGCUGUUACUCUUCAGAAUCUAGAUGGGAAGACACCCAUUGAUGUCGCCAAACUAAAUAACCAAAAGGAGGUGCUAACUUUGCUUGAGAAGGAUGCAUUUCUGUAGAAGUUGAGAGGUUAAAAAGAUUUGAAUCAUACCCUUGCAAUCUUUCCAUAUCAGUGUGUGUGCAGCUCCUCUCGUGUUUUCUCACGAGUUUGUUGCCUUCUGUGUAUUUGCCACAUUUCUGGAUUGUUUUAUUUAAUUACAUAAUCAUGUCUCGUCCAGGAGUUUUUAGCUCUGUGUUUGUAACUUAUUGAUUUUCUCUAUGUUUGCUCUCAAUAAUCAUAUCUUGGUGGAUUUCGAAGGUCAUUUCUGUGUUUUGCUACAGUCAGCAUGUUGUGCUUCGUCUUGUCUUCAAUUUGUUUGUUUUUAUGGAUUUGUUGCGCAUUGGAGGUGAAAAUCUCGAGUGCUGUUUUGCAUAGGCCCUUUUGCAGUUCAAUGUUACAUUUGAUUGCAUUUCAUCAAAUACCUUCCUAAACUGGAAUAGUUGAAACCAACUCAAAUUUCUUAUUUAUAGCGUAUAACAGGAGCGGUGUUAAGUCCCACUAUGAG